Molecule: messenger RNA, 1330 nt
Organism: Schistocerca nitens (vagrant locust)
Lineage: Eukaryota; Metazoa; Arthropoda; Insecta; Orthoptera; Acrididae
Product: transmembrane inner ear expressed protein
Exons: 4
Coding region: 1-567 (188 amino acids)
Source: RefSeq, a predicted model, not a curated record
AUGCGGCUUUACGACACGCUCGCUGUGGGUGCUGGUAACGGAGGAGAUGGGCCGGAGAGAGUGAGUCUCGGUAAUGCUCCUACAGCGGGUGUUUUGGUUGAACAGGGCUGCGGCGACGCCGCUGAGGCGGCCGCGUCGACGACGACGACGGCUGUGACGCCGACGGACGAGUGGCUGGAGCAGGAGGUGGCCGCCGGAUUCCGCGUCUGGCAGAUCAUCUUCAUGGCCAUCGCGGGCGUCCUCGCGUGCGUGGUGAUGCUGUGCUGCUGCAUCCGGUUUCGGAUCCCGCGCACCAAGCAGGAGAUCGAGGCGGACUACGUGCGGAAGAAGCUCACCCGCGAGUUCCAGAAGAAGCUGCACGUCAUCCACAACACCGAGAUGGACAACAUGGAUCUCAGACGCGCACUGGAACGGGUGCAGGCCGAGUGCCGCUCCGAGUGUGACAGCCCCGCCUCAUGCAGCUCCGGCCGCAGCCCACCGCCGCCACCCUUCGAAGGACUCGGCCGCAGGCACAGGAGCGUCGAUACGGGCGCAUCCGGCUCUGACUACCCACAACAGAAUUCCUGAGUCAUCGCAGCCAUGCAGCCCGGCAACGACUCGACAACAAGCGUGUUUCCAGUCUUCACUGUACAUAUGUAUAUAUAAAUCUUUUUGUAUUACACUUUCUUAUAAACUCCGAUAAGCACUAUUCGAGGAACAGCCACUACAUACUGUGCCAUCCUCAGGUUCUCCAAGGUAUGUUGUUACAAAUUAAAACUGAAGAGUGAAGUCAUGUAUCUUUACAGUACUGGACAUUGACAUUGGUCAUAAUGGAAAAGUGAUGUUCGUAGCGAUCAAAAGAGCAAUUACGUUGCAGCUGAGGGUAUCAGUCAAUGCAAAUUCCUAUGCCUGCUCAUCGUCCAAAAACACAGAAUUAUCCUACAGAUUAUGAUCUGUCCAACACAGUUAUCUUGUACUGGCGAUUUUAUAGACUGAUGGCAACGCCACUUUAGGGAUGGGUGCAGACUAUUUACAUGACUUGAUUUCGGCAUAUUAGUUUAAACUUCACAGAUGGUUUUCUCGCAGAAGAUUUUUCUGUACGUUGGUACAGUUUCGCACUAUCAUGUAAACACAAAACUUUGGUACACUAACUUACACGUCUACAUUGAAAUUUGCAUUGUGUCAAAUUAUAUUUUAUUACGAGGUACUCACGUAUUAACUUCAUAAUUAUUGACACACAAAUGAACUCUGAAGAAGAGAAUGUCUGAAUCUUGUAAUAUUUAUUCUAGAAAUAUGCACUCAUACUAUCCUCAUAACUACAAAUACAGUGUAGUAUUUUUUGUAUUUGCCU